AUGGCUCCAGGGCGGUCUGCAUUAAAUAAAAUCGGGCUUUGCGUCCCUCGCUCAACGUCUUUCCUCAACCCGCGACCGACCAGGAAAGGCUUGUCCACCUGCCCAUCUUGUUCGUCUUUUGCACACACGCGCUUCCUGCCGUCACUCGCUCAUAGGCCGAUCCAUAUUGCCACUGGUUCUUCCUCAUCGGCGGCGUCAGCGACCACUCGAGGAAAGGCUUUUCGACAUCCAAGUCUGAUAAAGGGAACUGCCUGGAGUCCGUAUUCUACAGUUGUCGUGCACAACAAAGGACAAGCGCGCGUCCGGCGGACCAUCAGCUUCCUCCUCAUCAGCACCGUCUCCUUCGCGGUCGGGACUUAUUUUGCUGUCACCUACGCCUCCCCCCUCCCCACGGCCCUAAUCAUGGGUUCCAUGCCCUCGGACGUCGAAACCCUCUCCCUCUACACCCCCGACAAUGACUUUGCGCGCGAAGUCGACGAUCACAUCAAGAACUGUGCCCUAGCGCAAUCCUUGCGGGCUAAUCCAGAUUUUGUCGAGUCGAGACCCCAUCUCAAGAUUCCCGAAGAGAUGAGACAACACAACCUGACCGCGGGGACGUUGUCGGGGCCAGGAAUGAUUGCGGUGCCGCCAUACUACUUCAACGAGAAGGGCGGGAAGUCCAUGGUUCAGAUCUUCUACGUCGGAACUGAUGUUUCAGGGCAUCCGGGGAUCGUGCACGGAGGGUUUUUGGCCACCAUGUUGGACGAGGGACUUGCGCGGUGUGCAUUCCCCGCCAUGCCGAAUAAGGUCGGGGUGACGGCCAAUUUGAACAUCAACUAUCUCAAGCCGACUAUGGCGGGACAAUUCCUGGUGUUGAGAGCCACGACCACAAGAGUCGAAGGCCGGAAAGCGUGGGCGGAAGGAUGGAUUGAGAGUCUAGAAGUGGCCGAGGGAGAGGAACCGGUCAAGUUGGUCGAGGCUACGGCGUUGUUUGUUGAACCCAAGCAUGCAAAGGUACGUUCGUCUUGA
This is a messenger RNA of Cladophialophora bantiana CBS 173.52, 1008 nucleotides long. RefSeq lists its product as uncharacterized. The transcript has 2 exons. NCBI's taxonomy places the organism in Eukaryota, Fungi, Ascomycota, Eurotiomycetes, Chaetothyriales, Herpotrichiellaceae. The record is from RefSeq and is a predicted model, not a curated record. Bases 1 to 1008 code for a protein of 335 amino acids.